Rotaria sp. Silwood2 is the source of this 2804-nucleotide messenger RNA. Lineage: Eukaryota; Metazoa; Rotifera; Eurotatoria; Philodinida; Philodinidae. The record is from the annotation of a GenBank genome assembly.
AAACGAAUAAACUUAUUUAAAAAUAUUAUUUGUCUUCUUGAAAAUGUUGAACUUACGAGAGAACGACCUUGUUUUCUGACUAUUGUUUUGUCUAUAGUACCUAUCGAUUGAGUACAUUUUGAGACUCAAAAAAAUGUCUUUAAAUAGUAAAAAAAAUCGAAGAUAAAUCAAAUUUACGUAACGAAAAUGCUAAACACUGUACAUUGUUUCGUGUUUUUCUCCCAUGCACUACGUUCAAUCCGGUUGAAGGGGGAUUUUUCUAGUUUUUGCGACCUCUAUGACUUCCUGAAGUCUAUGACAACUUUUGCUUUAUUUAUCGAGAUAUAUCUUCCUUUAAAGGUUCAUAAUUUUUCAUCGAGCAUUUUCCACGAAACUCUGAAAAGAGCGAGAGGUCGCAUUAAGUUGAUGUUGAACCGAGACGAAUGAAAAAAAUUUUCAUUGUGAUUAAAAACAACAAUUAUUUCGAUAACAGUGUCAGUACUUCUCUCCGACAGAUGGUUGUGGUCUCCACGCAGCCAUUAAGUAUAGAAAAAAUGCAGAAGAUUCCUUGAUUGAAUUGUGAUACCUUUUUGUGUAAUCUAUCAUCUAUAUAGUUGAGUCGGUCAAUUGUUGAUUCAUAGAUUACAAACUCAAUAAGCAAAUAGAAAAAGUUAUAACUUAUCAUGAACAAAGCAAUUUUACAAAACAAUUCAAAUUUCGAAUUGAUGUGUUAUUACUUAAAACGUUCUUUCUAUUUUCAUAUUUGUCUGUUGAGUUUGAGAGUAGCAGAAGUUUAUGAGUGUUAGAAUCUUUGAUACUCUGAUAACAAAUGAAAAAAUCCAGAUAAUAUUAAAAUUGAUGGAUUUUAUAGUGAUCAUAGAGAUAAGUGCGUAACAAUCGAAUAACCUAUACAGAAUGAUUUUUGAAGAACUAAACUUUUAGACAUCUAUAACUCUCAAAAACAGUAAUUAUUGCUGUUUCUAUUGAAUGGUACAGAUUUCUCAAGAAUGUUAGAUUCUUGAGAAAUCAGUUUAUUUUCGAUACAACUGCAUUUCUAACUUAACUUAAACUCGUCUAUUACGAGGGACGAACAGUAGAGAUUUUACUUCUGAAGUCUCAUGAAGUUAUGAAGCUAGCUGUUUCCCCUUGAUCUAUUAAUAAGAAUACUGGAUCGGUUUCUUCUGAUGUAGUUAUUUAACUUUAAUUUAUUGAUCUCUAAUCCUCAAUAUUAACAUCUUCAGAUAAUUUAUGUGUAAAAUUGUGCAUAUGCAAUGUUACAAUGAAAGACGCAUGUUUUAUCUAGUUUUCUUUAUUAUUCAUAAUAGAACAAAUAAAGAAACAACCAAGAGUAGGUAAAGUGUCGCGCAGUACUGAUAGUUUCUUUGUUCUACUGUCAACAGUAAAGAAAGUGAACAGGGUGUGGAUGUGAAUAUGAAUCUUCUUUCCACAAUUUCCUACUCUUACGCUCUACCAAAACAAAAAAAUUAGUUUCUAUCUUGUUCCUUUUGAAAAACUACGUCAUACAUCAUUAAAGUAUGUCAUUUAAUGAACAUAUAGUUAAUCAUUAAAAAUUAAUAGAGAAUUUUUGAAUCUGAACAUAACUUCAAUAAAUGAUAAAUAAUCUUUUAGUUGUAGUAUUAUUUUGUACAAUAUUUGAAUAUCAAACGUAUCCAUUUACACGAAAGAAAUAUUUCAUUAUUAUUAAAAUAUACAGAUUAAUGGUAAAAAAUUUUGUAUGAACUGUACUUGAUAAAAAAAGUACAAAAUAUAACAAGUUCAAGUCAAAAAGAGAGAAAAUGGUAGCUAAAUCUAUUGUAUGAAUUUCAUCUAUUUUCCUGAACGAUCACACAGCAAUAGAAUUCACGUCAUAGAAUUGACGUAUUUGUUGGCAUGAAUUCAACACUUACUGAAGGUAUGGUUAUUAAACUUUGGAAUUUCUUGUAUGUUUAGUGCAUUCAGAUAGAAAUAUACUUAUAAUAUUAUUUAUACACGUAGCCUCUGUGGAUAAUAAAUAGAACGACGUACUCGAUUCGUUCUUGACUUCAUCUUCCAACAGAAUAGAAAAAGAGAAACAAUGUGCUUCGUUCUUUAUCUCUUUUACAGUCUUUUCCUAACAUCAUGGCAUUAUACAACGAACGAAAAGAGGAGAAUGUACCAAUAACAGAAUAAUAUCACUCAGUGAGUGUGAGUUCUGCGCAAGAACACAUAUAUCAUCUGACUCAAGAGCAAUACAAAUUGAUCAUAUGAACAAAAUUAAACAAUGAUCUUUAAUAUGUAAGGCAUAAUAUUCACAGACUGGUCUCUCUAGUACCUCUUUUCUGUUAUAGAUACUGGUAUAUAAAUACCAUCGAUCUGCUCAGUUUUGCUCACAAAAAAAAGCGUCUAUUUUAAAUUUGUUUUUUUUCAAACGAAACUAGCGAGUGCUUAUUGAUACUAAGAAUCUCUACCACGAAAGUAGUAAGACAAAUAUUUGAAUUUUUGUAUUUAUUUUUAUUAAUACAUAUUUUUUUUAAUAGUCAAACUUUGCCUGCUUCUUUGAUAUUGAUGGUGUUAUUACGAAAGGUUCAAAUUGCAUUACAGUUGCUAAACCAGCGAUUCAAACACUAAUUCAGUUCAUUGUACCUAUGGUAGUUGUUUUGAAUACAUGUAUGCUCGAAUCGGAUAAAGCUAAACGAUUAUCGGCUGUACUUGGAGUAACUUUUCAUCCUGAACAAGUUGUUCUUGCUCAAACACAGAUGCGUACAUUAACUGAUUUUCAUAAUAAGCAUGUUCUUGUUUCUGAACAAGGUCAAGCUGAAGACAUUGCUCGAAUGUAUAGAUUUUAA